Messenger RNA from Helianthus annuus (common sunflower), 1604 nucleotides. RefSeq names its product protoporphyrinogen oxidase 2, chloroplastic/mitochondrial. Gene Ontology annotation, molecular function: oxidoreductase activity. The coding region runs from base 40 to 1506 and encodes 488 amino acids. The transcript is spliced from 2 exons. Lineage: Eukaryota; Viridiplantae; Streptophyta; Magnoliopsida; Asterales; Asteraceae. The record is from RefSeq and is a predicted model, not a curated record.
AAAACCAGCCCAUAUGCACCACCCAAUCAAGAUGACACAAUGACAAUCACCACUCACUCUUUAAUCUCCACCUUCACCCCUCCUCACCACACCUUCAACCACCACCACCACCGUCACCACCAACUCAAACCUCCACUCAAACCACGCGCACAACUCUCCCUAACAACUCCACAACCACCAACCUCUCAACCAACCCCAACCACCACCGGCGUCAUUGUCAUCGGCGCCGGUCUAUCCGGCUUAGCCGCCGCCGUACGCCUCCACGCCGACAACAUCCCCUUCCUCCUCCUCGAAGCCGCCGACGCCGUCGGCGGCCGUGUACGCACCGACACCGUCGACGGCUUCCUCCUCGACCGUGGUUUCCAGAUCUUCAUCACCGGUUAUCCAGAAGCCAGAAAAAUACUCGAUUACAAAACCCUAGAUCUUCAAAAAUUCUACUCCGGUGCCAAAGUUUACUACGGCGGACGCUUCCACACCGUCGCCGAUCCGUUACGUCACUUUUCCGACGCUAUUCAAUCUCUAACGAAUCCAAUCGGAUCAGUUUUUGAUAAAUCUCUCAUCGCGUUGACUAGAGUAAGGGUUUUGACUCAAUCCGAUGAGCAACUACUCUCCGGUGAAGAGACUUCAACAAUUAGUUUACUUAAACGAAUCGGAUUCUCCGAUUCGAUUGUGGAUCGGUUUUUUCGACCAUUUUUCGGGGGGAUUUUCUUCGAUAGGGAGCUCGAAACGACUUCGAGGCUAUUCGAUUUCAUCUUCAAAUGUUUAGCUCUCGGCGAUAACACGCUUCCUGCGAAAGGAAUUUCCGCAAUUCCGGAACAGUUAGCGGCUAAAUUACCGUCGAAUUCGAUCAUUCUCAACUCACCGGUGGCUUCUGUUGACAAUUCGGAUUCGAUUUACACUGUUACGUUGAAGAACGGUGAGGUUUUACAAUCCGAAUACGGUGUGAUCGUUGCGGUUGAAGAACCCGAAGCUGUUAAGCUUUUGGCGGGAGAAUGGAAUAUGGACAAUUUUUGUAGUGAGAUCAAACAGCCGGUCCGAAGCACGGUUUGUAUAUACUUCUCUGCAGAGAGAAGCCAGGUUCCGGUUGAUGACCCGGUUCUGUUUAUAAACGGGUCGGGUCGUGGGAUAGUGAACAACAUGUUUUUUGCAACCAAUGUGGCUCCUUCGUAUGGCCCGCCUGGGAAAGCAUUGGUGUCGGUUUCGCUUAUUGGGUUGUAUGAGGAUGAAUCGGAUGAGGAUUUGAGGGUUAGAGUAGUUGAAGAGCUUAGUAGUUGGUUUGGGCCGGAUGUGGCUGGCUCAUGGACGUAUCUUAAGACUUAUCGGGUUAGAUUUGCACAACCGAAUCAAUGCCCGCCUACGGAUUUAAGGAAGAACUCGAAGGUGGGAAACGGGUUGUAUGCGUGUGGGGAUUAUCGAACAAGCGCUACGUUUGAUGGUGCUCUGGUUUCAGGGCGGGAGGCCGCGGAGGCGUUACUGAAAGAUCGAUCUUUGGUUCGAGCUUCAUAAGGACUAAAUACAUUUGUAAAGUUUCAUUGGUGAAAUUUUUUAUACAUGUUAUAGCUCAUUGUUAAAUCGAUAAACUUGAAUCCUUAUGGGUCGACAAA